CAACUUGAGAGCAACCAAGAUGGGACGCAGCAAGAAGAACGGGACGAGUUUGGGGAAGACUCUGAUGAAAACGGGCGCGAAGCCUGUGAAGAAGGAGAUACAGUCGAGUGCGGGCAAGCACGUUGCCGUCGCCGACGGAGGGGACGCGACAGCGCAAUUGGCGUCGUACUUGGAAGGCUCGUCCCUCGACGAUUUCUUGGCGAAUGCGACACUUGCAAACCGAGAGUUUGUUGCCGAGAAGGAGCGCAUCGUCGUGCUGGAAUCACGCGGCGGUCCUACCCUUGCAACGACAGAUCUGUCUUCGUUGCCGUCGAUGAAUUUCACGGAAAUGAAAGUACCUCGUCGUCCUCAUUGGGACGCAACAACGACGCCUGCCGAACUCAACUUGCGUGAGCGCGAGAGCUUUCUCAACUGGCGCCGCGACAUUGCCAUCUUGGAGGCGGCGGAUGGCGCGCGCGAAGUGACUCCGUUUGAAAAGAACUUGGAAGUAUGGCGGCAACUGUGGCGAGUCAUUGAGCGCAGUGACAUCGUCGUCCAGAUUGUCGAUGCUCGCAACCCUCUCUUUUACCGGUCGUUGGAUCUCGAGCGCUACGUGAAAGAGGUCGACGCGAACAAGCAAGUGAUGCUUAUCGUAAACAAGUCGGACUUCCUCACGGCUGCCCAGCGCCUCGCGUGGGCUGACUACUUUGCGUCGCAAAACGUCGACUUUGUGUUUUUCUCGGCAAAAGAAGCGCAAGAGUUGCUUGAUGCUGAGUACAAAAAGUCCACUAUGACUUUGGAGCUGUCGGAAGACGAAGAGAGCGAAGAUGAAGAAUGCAGUGGCGAAGACGAGAACGCGGAAGAAGUGACACCUGCCAUCACCGCGACAACGGCAGUCCCGACACACGCUGUCGACGAAGAGCGCGCCGACUGCAAGGUCCUUACGCGUUUGGAUUUGCUGGAGUACAUGGAACGCCGGGCCAAGGCCGUGGUCGGCAAGGUCGGUCUCCGCGCGGAAGACCGCGGUCGGGUAAAGUUUGGGAUGGUCGGGUUUCCCAACGUCGGGAAAAGUUCCGCCAUUAACGCGCUGCUGGGCGCGUCUAACUUUGCUCAUCAUGCACAACGCGUGGCGGUUGGCGCGACGCCUGGGAAGACCAAGCAUUUUCAGACUUUGGCACUGUCGGACACAAUCAUGCUGUGCGAUUGCCCGGGGCUCGUCUUUCCCAGCUUUGUCAACUCCAAAGCAGAAAUGCUGUGCUGUGGCGUCCUCCCCAUUGCUCAGCUCCGCGACCACGUUCCGCCGUGUGAGCUCGUCGCCCGGCGCAUUCCCCGCGUCGUGUUUGAAGAGACCUACGGCAUCAAAGUGCCCGUUCCCAACACGGGCAAGUACAACGACCCGGUCAACGUGUACACGGUCCUGGAAGUGUACGCGCGCGCCCGAGGGUUCACCACGACCGGCAAGAGUGGCCCUGAUACGUCGCGCGCUGCGCGUGUGUUGCUGCGUGACUACGUCAAUGGCAAGCUCUUGUACUGCCACCCGCCCCCGUCGGUCGACGUGAAUGAUUUGCGGUUCAACCCAUUGGAGCUGGCCAAGGACAUUGGCGGCGUCGUGGACGAGCUGUUGGCACGCGACGAUGAAGACGGCAAACCGGCCAAAUUUGACCUGGCCGGUGCCGACAGCAAACGAGUGUUGAGCAAGCGACUCAAGAAACACGGGAAAAAGGGCCGAAAGGGUCGCGACAAGAACCCGUACGAAGACUUGGACAACGCCGCGGCCGCCGUCACGGCGCAUGUGUCUCGAGGGAAGAAGAUCGACAGGAGAGAAAAGGCAUUCACGCGCGUCACUCUGCCCCAUCAUGCGACUUACACCCCGACAGUGUCGCUGUAAUGCUACCGAACCAAAUGUGUGUGUGCCA
Molecule: messenger RNA, 1895 nt
Organism: Aphanomyces invadans
Lineage: Eukaryota; Oomycota; Saprolegniomycetes; Saprolegniales; Verrucalvaceae
Exons: 11
Coding region: 20-1867 (615 amino acids)
Cellular component (GO): cytosol
Molecular function (GO): GTP binding; GTPase activity
Source: RefSeq, a predicted model, not a curated record